Microsporum canis CBS 113480 is the source of this 840-nucleotide messenger RNA. Its product is annotated as enoyl-CoA hydratase/isomerase family protein. The coding region runs from base 1 to 840 and encodes 279 amino acids. Gene Ontology annotation, cellular component: mitochondrion. The record is from RefSeq and is a predicted model, not a curated record. Lineage: Eukaryota; Fungi; Ascomycota; Eurotiomycetes; Onygenales; Arthrodermataceae. Gene Ontology annotation, molecular function: delta(3,5)-delta(2,4)-dienoyl-CoA isomerase activity. The transcript is spliced from 3 exons.
AUGGCGUCCAGUUACUCCCCGAAACACUUCCUCGUCACCUUUCCAGCCGAAUAUGUCGCCCACGUCGAAAUCAACCGAGCAGACAAGCUCAACUCGUUUUUCGAAGCGAUGUGGCUAGAGCUCCGUGAUAUAUUCAGCCAACUCUCCCACGACCCCAACGUCCGCGCGGUUAUCCUCUCGGGUGCUGGUUCCCGCGCAUUCACUGCCGGGCUGGACGUCAAGGCUGCAUCGAAGGGUCUUCUCGGCCCAAAGCCAGAUGCUGACGCUGCUAGACAUGCUGCCGUCUUCCGCCGUCACAUCGCGUCCUUCCAGGACUGCAUCACAGCUGUAGAAAAAUGUGAAAAACCCGUCAUUGCCGCGAUGCACGGGAUUAAUUUCGGGCUUGGAAUUGACCUUUCGGUUGCCACUGAUAUUCGAUACUGCUCAGCUGACACGAAAUUCUGCGUCAAGGAGGUCGAUAUCGGACUCGCUGCAGAUAUUGGCACGCUCUCGAGGCUGCCCAAGGCAGUAGGAAGCUAUAGCUGGGUCAAGGACGUUUGUCUGACGGCCAGGAUUUUUGGGGCCAAAGAGGCGAAGGAGGUCGGCUAUGUCAGUGCCGUGUUUGAUAACAAGGAUAUUAUGAUUGAGAAGGCGUUGGCUGCUGCAAAGCUGAUUGCCUCCAAGAGUCCGGUUGCGGUGCAAGGCACCAAGGAAUUGUUGAACUGGUCAAUUGACCAUUCUAUCCAGGACGGUUUGAGAUACACUGGUGUGUGGAAUAGUGCUGCUCUCCAGACAGGGGAUAUAUCAGCGGCACUUCUAUCAGGCCUAGAGAAACGUACCCCUACCUUUGAGAAGCUAUGA